CCACCGUAUGAUGUCGUGGCGCUUGUUGUGUCCCAGGUUGUUACUGUUAGCUGUCGGUAAUUUAAACAACUUAAAUUGAGGUUAAAACACCAUCGUUACAAAACAAGAGGAUUAGUCUGCUUAUACUGAAUAAGGUUAAGAUGAGGCGCGCCGGUUUAGGUGAAGGGGGCUCUGGACAGUAUGUCGCCAGUGGAUACAGUGUCUACGAAGAGGAAAAUGAACAUUUACAAGAGGGUCUCAGAGCCAAAGUGACUGCUUUGAAAAGUCUGUCAAUUGACAUCGGAACGGAAGUGAAAUAUCAGAACAAAGUGCUCGAGGACAUGGACUCAGACUUUGACUCGACAGGGGGGUUUCUAGGUGCCACCAUCGGCAGAGUCAAGCAGCUAUCCAGAGGCAGUCAGACCAAGCUGCUGUGCUAUAUGCUGCUCUUCUGCCUCUUCGUCUUCUUUUUCCUUUACUGGUACAUCAAGCUGAGGUGACAGAGAAACUCAAUGGUCUUUCCAUUAGACUCCACAAGCCUCCCCUCCCGAUGUAGUGCCAUUUCAACGCAUGUCUGGAUUGGGUUCACAUGAUGAUGAUGAUAAUUAUGUAGAUGGACCAUGAGUUUGUUUUAUGGAGCAGAACUACUACUUCUUAUUCUUUUGGCUGCUGCUGUUUGGGGUCGCCACAGCGGAUCAUCCGUUUCCAUUUCUUUCUCUCCUCUGCAUCUUCCUCUGUCACGCCAACCACCUGCAUGUCCUCCCUCGCCACAGCCAUAAACCUCCUCUUUAGCCUUCCUCUUUUACGGAGUAGAACAAGCAUCCAUAUCGCUCUAAUCUUUGAUUAUCUUACAAGCCGCAUAAUGCACAUAAGUAUUAACUGUGUCAUGGAACAGUACACAUUUGCAUUCAGCCUGAUUUGUGACCAGAUAAUGAUGGGAACUUUUUCCUCUACUUAAAAUGAUCUAACUUACCUUUUUGAUUAAUGUUAUGGAAUGCUUUCUGAAAUAGUUCAAAUUGACUGUAAACAUUCAUUUGGUUUUCAUGUAACCUAUAGAAAUGUGAAAUAGAAACUAUUCACUGCAGCAUACAUCUCCCUUCAUCUCAAAUUUGCUGCAAAAAUGUUUUAUAUUGUAAAUAAACAGGCAUAUACUUUAA
Messenger RNA from Lampris incognitus (smalleye Pacific opah), 1136 nucleotides. RefSeq names its product Bet1 golgi vesicular membrane trafficking protein (gene bet1). Lineage: Eukaryota; Metazoa; Chordata; Actinopteri; Lampriformes; Lampridae. Gene Ontology annotation, molecular function: SNAP receptor activity. The record is from RefSeq and is a predicted model, not a curated record. Gene Ontology annotation, cellular component: Golgi trans cisterna; SNARE complex. The coding region runs from base 141 to 479 and encodes 112 amino acids. The transcript has 4 exons. Gene Ontology annotation, biological process: vesicle fusion with Golgi apparatus; endoplasmic reticulum to Golgi vesicle-mediated transport.